Anopheles stephensi (Asian malaria mosquito) is the source of this 980-nucleotide messenger RNA. Its product is annotated as amyloid-beta A4 protein-like. Bases 196 to 654 code for a protein of 152 amino acids. The transcript is spliced from 2 exons. The record is from RefSeq and is a predicted model, not a curated record. Gene Ontology annotation, molecular function: serine-type endopeptidase inhibitor activity. Lineage: Eukaryota; Metazoa; Arthropoda; Insecta; Diptera; Culicidae.
CGUACGGACGCGAACUCAGUUGCUGAUGUGAAGUGUGCCCGAACGGAUCGAGAGGAGAACAUUUUUGUGCAAAAAAAAAAACUAUCUAACCGUGUUUCUAGUGAUUUGUUUGUAUAAAAGCAACACCGAGUGAGCUAAGAGCGACGGUACGAGUGCUUUGAAAGUGAACCCAAAUUCCACCACAAAUAACACAAAAUGAACUGUUGGAAAAGAAACAAUACUCCCGUGUCGAUCGCAAUGGCCAGCAUUCUCGUGCUGGGUAGUGUAGUGUUUCUCUGCCUUCUACCAACACCAGCCACCGCACAGCCGAUCGAUAUGUUGGAUCAAAUCGGUUCGGAAAGUAGACGAAUGUUCUACAAAAUGCUCGAAUAUCUGGGCGACUACGACGAGCUGGAGGAUGAGGGACCACGGGAGCGCGAGGAAAAGGUUGGCUCGCUACCGCUGCAGACGAGCAAUCGGGUUGAGGUGGCCGGGGCACGUGAUGAGCAGUGCAAGCUGCCCCCGAGACGUGGUGUGUGCCGAGCGCUUCUUCCCCGUUACAGAUACGACCCAGCCCAGAAGGAAUGCAUCGAAUUUAAAUUCGGUGGCUGCGACGGAAACGCGAACAACUUCAUGUCCUACAAACAGUGCAUGGAAGCCUGUAAAGGUGUUUGAAACGAAGACCGGUGUAACAGUGCAGCUGUGAUGCAUCGAAGGUUCGCCGCCUUGCUCACUACUAGCGGUCGUCCUUCUUUUCUCACACCUACCACCACCCACGCCCGCCCCCCCCCCCCCCCACCAAGUGAUAUGUAGUGUGUUAAGAACCGUGCCGCGGAACCAGCGGCCGCUUUCCCGUAACGGCGGGAAAGAACAUAUGCAGUAGUUCGAUAAGCUUCGCUCAGCUCAGCUCUUCCUAUCGUUAGUAUUUAUUGAGUCCAUCUGUUCGAACAGACCCGUUACAUUGUGGUAAUAAAUGUCGAACUUCCGAUUGUGUUGUUUAA